This is a messenger RNA of Nicrophorus vespilloides, 715 nucleotides long. It is a transcript of the gene RpL18, whose product is annotated as 60S ribosomal protein L18. Gene Ontology annotation, molecular function: RNA binding; structural constituent of ribosome. Bases 71 to 637 code for a protein of 188 amino acids. The transcript has 4 exons. Gene Ontology annotation, biological process: translation. The record is from RefSeq and is a predicted model, not a curated record. Gene Ontology annotation, cellular component: ribosome; cytosolic large ribosomal subunit. Lineage: Eukaryota; Metazoa; Arthropoda; Insecta; Coleoptera; Silphidae.
UUCAGUUGUGAAUUGACAAGCGUUCGGCGGCGCCCCCUCCUUUCUUUCUUUUCAUUCCCAGUCGUCAAACAUGGGUAUCGAUAUUAACCAUAAACAUGACCGUAAGGUUAGGCGCACAGAGCCUAGAAGUCAGGAUAUCUAUCUUAGACUUCUCGUAAAAUUGUACAGAUAUAUGGCUCGUCGUACAUCCUCCAAGUUCAACAAGAUCAUCUUGAAUCGCUUGUUUAUGAGCAGAACCAACAAGCCACCAAUCUCUGUGGCCAGAAUCGCACGUUCCAUGAAGAAGCCAGGACGUGAAGGUUUGACCGCUGUUAUUGUUGGUUCAGUCACUGACGAUCGUAGAAUGUGGAAAUUGCCCAAACUUUCUGUCUGUGCUCUCCGUGUUACUGACAAAGCUCGUGCCAGGAUUUUGAAAGCUGGUGGUGAAGUUUUAACUUUUGACCAAUUGGCUCUUCGUGCCCCAACUGGCACCAAGACUGUCUUGCUCCAAGGAAGACGUAACGCUCGUGAAGCUUGCAAGCACUUUGGACCAGCCCCAGGAGUUCCACGUUCCCACACUAAGCCAUUCGUCAGGUCCAAGGGACGUAAAUUCGAAAGGGCCCGUGGCCGCAGGCGUUCAUGCGGUUACAAGAAGUAGAUUGUCCAUUGUGUUAUUUCUAUUUAAUAAUUGUGUAAUCGCAUUUUUUCAAUAAUAAAAUUUAGUGGUUACAAAUUU